UAUUACAUUUUAAUCUGCGGUGUAUUUCCGUGAAUUAAGUAGUAAAAAACCAAAUUAAAAAAAGGUUUCUUAAUUUUUUGAAGAAGCGUAGGCGGCGUAGUUGUAUGCCUAUUACCGGGGCCUUCAAAACUAUUUUGCCUGUCAAUAACAAUGUGGUGUAUGGGUUGGGUAGAUGAGACAUACAUUGGGUAACAGGUGAAAAUGUGGAAAGUCCCUGGAUCUGAAACUUUCUAUUUUUAGUUGCUUGAGGUAAUGGAUCGUGGCGGUUCACAUAAGGGCUAUGUACGUACAAAAAAUGACAAAACAGGAUCUGAAGUUCGGAAAAGAUCAAUCGAGUUGGAACAUGUGACGAAUAGAAGAGAGGGGCAGUAUAAUGCUGCUCUAGAUUCUAUGGAAGAUGGUACAAAUGAAUCUCUAGUAAGUGGGUGCCAAGAGGAGAAAUUUGUUCAAAGCAAUAGCACAAAAUUAACAGGCGCUAAGAAAGACCUCUACGACCAUAACCCAACCUUAUUCUUUGAUGAUGGUGUCCGAAAAAUUGAUUUUGUACUAGUGUGGGAUGAAUUAAUACCUUCAAAUAUUUCUGAGCAAGCUGAUUUCAAGAGAGAUGUUUUUGAGAAUAACCUAGAAAAAGAAGGACUUCAAAUCGAAUAUGUGGAUACCCCUGGAGUUUCACUGCAUUUCAUUAAACUGCAUGCUCCUGAUGAAGUACUCAGACGUUAUGCAGAAAUCUUGAAACUCAGAAUGCCAAUGAAAAAGGUGGAACAAGAUGUGAUCAACUGUGUUGGUUCAACCUCAAUGGAAUUCUUGUUAAAAAUCCCAGGAAUGUUACAAUUCCAUAAUGCAACCAACGAAAUCGUGAGUGAAGUGAAAUCUGGUUUCGAUCGUAUACUAGAUUACUUUCGGCCAGACCCCCUUUUAUUCCCAGUGAAAUCACAACGUUUUUCAGCUGUCUACAGUCGGGAUAAAGAAUAUCUGUUUAACGCGGAAGAUGAAGAUUUUUUUACAUCAUCCAUUCGUUCGCGAAUUGUAGACUUCAUUCUUAAACGCAAGCGCUUCAAAGAAGAAAUUGACGAUGAAUUUGCUUUUGGUAUCGAACGUUUGCUGACUGAAGGAAUCUAUUCAGCUGCAUAUCCACUGCAUGAUGGUAGUGAUCAUGUGGAGGGUAAUUUGCGCAGUCUGCUGAGAACCGAGUGGACGGCCUUAAACAAAUUACAUCGCUAUCAGCCAUUGGACUAUGUUAAGGAUUACUUUGGCGUCAAGAUUGCAUUGUAUUUUGCAUGGCUUGGUUUCUACACGCACACUCUUCUCUUUGCUUCCGUCGUUGGAUUACUUUGCUUCCUAUUUAGCUUCCUGUCUUUGCAAAACAACAUCCCCAGUAACGAAAUUUGCUCGGGGCGAUUCAAUGUCGUCAUGUGCCCCAUCUGUGACUAUUCGGGCGAUAACUCUUGUGAUUUUUGGUACCUUUUUGAAACGUGCUUACAUUCAAGAGCCGCUUACCUUUUCGACAACGGAACUACAGUCUUUUUCGCCGUCUUCAUGUCCUUUUGGGCCGUUUUGUUUCUGGAAAUGUGGAAACGUUAUUCUGCCGAGAUCACUCAUCGUUGGGAUUUGACCGGUUUUGAUCACCAAGAAGAACAUCCGCGGCCGCAAUAUCUUGCACGUUUGGCUCACGUCACAGCCAAAAGAGUGAAUGUGGUAACGCAAACACUGGAACCACGAGUACCGUUCUGGCGAAUCAAAUUUCCAGCCGCGCUCUUGUCCAUAUCUUUGAUCCUUCUUCUCGUCUCAAUGGCAAUGGCAACUGUUAUUGGAGUCAUUCUCUACCGCAUGUCACUGUUGGCGUCGCUUUCUAUUCACAACGAUCAGAACAUUACAGCCAAUGCUAUGCUGAUAACAACUGCCACAGCCGCCUUCAUUAAUCUUUGUUGCAUCCUGCUUUUCAACAGAUUCUAUGAAAAAAUCGCCCUGUGGCUUACGGAACAAGAGCUUCCUAGAACUCAAAGUGAAUUUGAAGACAGCCUGACGUUGAAGAUGUAUCUAUUACAGUUUGUUAACCAUUACGCUUCUAUCUUCUACAUCGCCUUUUUCAAAGGCAAAUUCAUCGGUUAUCCGGGAAAGUACAACCGUUUCUUCGGAUUUCGUCAAGAGGAGUGCGGCACUGGCGGCUGUCUUGUGGAAUUGUGCAUCCAACUUGCCAUCAUUAUGGUUGGAAAACAGGCCAUGAACACCUGCAUGGAAAUGGUUCUACCGAUGGUUUUUAAAUGGAUUAACAAGAUACGAGUUCAAACUGGAAUGGGCAAACAGCCAAAGGAAAGUCAAGCUUACAGAGCUCAGUGGGCCAAAGAUUAUCAAUUAGUGGCUUGGGGUAGUGAAGCUCUUUUCGCCGAGUAUCUUGAAAUGGUUUUGCAAUAUGGGUUUGUAACCAUCUUUGUGGCUGCUUUCCCUCUUGCGCCGCUCUUCGCGCUACUCAACAACGUACUUGAGAUGCGAUUGGAUGCUCGUAAGAUAUUGACUUUGCAUAGAAGACCAGUGGCUCAACGCGUGAAAGAUAUUGGGGUCUGGUACACCAUUCUCGACUGUCUUGGCAAACUGUCUGUGGCCACAAACGGGCUGAUCAUUGCGUUCACAUCCGAUUUUAUCCCUCGGCUGAUUUACACAUUGAAAUAUAGCCCAGAUCAUUCACUUGAAGGAUACGUCAACUACACUUUGUCUUAUUUCAAAACUUCCCACUUUAAUCAUACGCAACAAUUAUUUAACGGGACUGAGGUUGUGGAGGUUUGCAGGUACCGUGAUUUAAGGGAACCUCCUUGGAUCCGAAACAAUGAAUCUAACCCCAACCAGUAUGAGCUGACUGCCGACUUUUGGUACAUCCUAGCGGCACGUUUGACUUUCGUCCUAGUCUUCCAGAAUGCCGUUGCUCUCGUCACCAUGGCUAUCCACUGGAUUAUACCUGAUGUACCACGGAAGCUCUCUGAACGCAUACGCCAAGAAGCUUACUUUACCAAUGAAAUUAUUAUCAAGCAAGAAAUGAUUCGAGCUCGUGGAACAGUUCGUGGUGCCCAAGCUGCUAGGGGCGAUUCUACGGCACGGCUUCUUCGUCCGCGUUCUUACGUCGAACCCCAAAACGAACCAUCAUAUGAUGAUGGAGUAUUAUUCAAGCGCUCUAAAUCUUCAUGUCCUCGAAUAUCAUCUAGUAAAAAUAUUGAUGCCGUUUAAACUAAAUUUUGGCUAGUCCUUUUACUUCAAAAAAAGCCUUCAAUCUUCAAUGUUCCUUUUACUAUCUUAUCGUUCGCCUAUUUGUCGAAAGUUGAAAUUGUUAAGAGCUUCAUUUUAGUAUUUUUACUUUUUAAAUAAUUUUUAUGUGUGAUAACUUUUCCUUUUACACUUUAUUACCUUGUUCCCAAAUAUGUUAAUAACCGGUUGCUUGCUUUAUAGAUCUAACUAUUACGCUUUUGAAUCUUCAAUUUUGUAUCAUUGACUGCCUUUGCUCUCUCUAAAUGUGAUGAUUUAAACCCAUGUUUUGAGAAUUAUACUAAGGUAUACUAUAAAA
Messenger RNA from Daphnia pulex (common water flea), 3550 nucleotides. RefSeq names its product anoctamin-1-like. The record is from RefSeq and is a predicted model, not a curated record. Gene Ontology annotation, cellular component: plasma membrane. The transcript has 15 exons. Gene Ontology annotation, molecular function: protein dimerization activity; chloride channel activity. Bases 253 to 3216 code for a protein of 987 amino acids. Gene Ontology annotation, biological process: chloride transmembrane transport. Lineage: Eukaryota; Metazoa; Arthropoda; Branchiopoda; Diplostraca; Daphniidae.